AUGGUUUUACGAAGUGUUAGAACAGGUGUUCUCACAUGCCUUCUUUUAGCCCUCUCCGCCAUGGCGAUACUCAUAUCACAUGUGAUCUCGGGAAGGGGAACUUCGCUACCUUGGUUCUACAAAACCUCGCAAGUCUCAGUUAGCAACCACAGCACCGCAAGACCUGUGACAAACAAAGAGAUCUUAGGGAUAACAAAGCACACCCCAGAUACCUCAAUAAGUGUGUUCGUGAGGAUGUCUGGCAAACGACCAGAUCACAGGCAACGUUAUUUGUGUAACGUUUUCAGGACUUCUGUUCUCUUCUGGCCUCCUUCCUUUGGAAAUUUAGUCGUAGGACUUGAUGAAGAAUCACAAGAGGAUCAUGAAUUUGCCGAAAAAUUAAAAACACUUGCCCAAAAAUACUUUCCUGAUCGUAGACUUGAAUUCUUUUAUGAGGCCCUUCCAAAGGACAAAGGAACUCUGGAGUUUAAAGGCUCGCCUAAGACACCCGGUUAUAACAGACAACUUUGGAGCAGUUUUUUCAUCGACCUACUAUCAAAUGACACCGUCAUUGCUUGGAUGGACAGCGACUCAGCUUUUUUUACCCCAGUAACUAAGUCCACUAUUUUUAAUGGGACAAAGGUACGAGCCUUAGGCUCCGCCUGCACAUUCUACAGGAGCUGGGUAUAUAAAUGGGCAGAUACUACUAAACAGGCGCUAGGAUUACCAUUUGUCGUUGAUUUUAUGACGUAUUUUCCGGUAUAUAUGUACCGAGACACGGUCACUCACUGCAGAGAGCAUAUCCUAAAACAUUUAAAUACAAAUAACUUUGAGGAGGCCUUCAGAAAGUUUUACACGACUUUUAUCUCUCCAGUCAGCAUCAUCCUCUCUUAUGCAUGGUACUUUGAGAGAGAUCGCUACGACUGGAAUUUUGAAAUGUGCACUGACCUAACAGAAUAUAAUAAAAGAUUUCCAAGUGGCCACACCAUUAGGCCCGAAGAUAUAGAAACUGUUCUUUCCGAGCCUCAAACAGGUUAUCAUGGUAACGCUGGGUUGGCUCUCAACGAAAAUGUCUUUACCAGUUAUUGCUUAUCACACAAAGCAGCAGGAAAUAAUUUGGAUAUACACAGCAAAUUCGAGGUUGUAAAUUAACACCAAGGGAGAUAUACAUUAACACUGAAUUAGUGUUGUCAUAACACUUGCCGAGUGUUUCUUAAAAGAUACACCAAUUCAGUGUAUGAACACACUAAAAUGGUGUAAUCAAGAAAUGUGGCGCACAUUGGCGGUGUAAAGUUACACUACGUCUGUGUUUCAGAAAUCUUGCAAGAACUUAACACAACUGGUGUGUUAUUUUACACCAAAUCGUGUAUCAAAACACUAACACGGAGUUUAAUCUGAAAUUAUCAAUUGCAUACCCCAGGUCAGAAAUGUUUAAAAUAACCACCCUGCUCACGUGAAUAGACCGAAUAGGUCUAUUGCCUUUCAAAAAAUAUGAGAUGUGUGGCAGUGCUCCAGCAAUGAAAGUAGUUAUACUUCUUGGUGCUAAAAGUUAUGUGAAUCCUUUAUUAAGGAUGAUGUAAUUUCCUCUUCUUCAAAAAUUGACUGAUCUAAUAAUGACAAUUAUCCUUACGUACUUUAUUACGGGCAGAGAACCCUAAAAAAAAAAAAACAUACACACAGACACACCGUGAUACGAGCAUCUACUACCAGGGCCCCACGUGCUUUCCGUGACUAAUUGAAAGCACGUGUUUUCAGUGUUUAUACGCCGGAAAGGUGAAAACAAAGAUAAUUGUGCAAAAUUAAAAUAUUCUAAAAAGACGGCAUUUGUCUUAUAAGCAAGUUAACCUUCGAAACAUCACGAAAACAUCGCAUUUGCUUAACACCAGUCAUUUUUAUAUUUGUAUGCUGCGUGAGGUUCACGAAAGUGAUCUUGUAAGUUUUAUUGAAACGCGUCUAUCAACGUCGGCAAGCGAAACAACAUCGGAAUGUUUUGUGUGCGGAUACGACCAAUCACAACUCAGUCCUAAAACGUGUGAACAUUCCUUUCAAGACGGUACUUAUCAAGUAAUGUUUUGUCCAAUCAGAGAAGAGCGGAAAGGUUUCGUGUCUUGUUCAACGUUGCGUGCUGUUCAUAUAUUCACGCACAGCGAAGCAGUCGCUGUGCAUUUCACCGUCUGUAGAUUCUGCACGGAAGAGUUAAAUUAUUUAGUCUGUCUGUUUUAAGGGUAAAACCAAGCCGGCUUCACUUAUUUUUAUAUGCGAAGAUGUUCAAGAGUGGAUGAAGAAGGAGGGGUAUUCAGGCAUUUGCCGAUAAUUUUUAAGGUAAGAUAAUAGCCUGUCCUAACUAAAUAAUAUGUUCUGCUUUUAAAAGAAAAAAACCCUCAUAUACUGUGACACGAACCUACAAUUCGUAAAACGGUAUUCUGAUACAUCUUUCUUUUGAUUCCCCAUCUAACAAAAGUUCCCAACUGAAAAUGCACUUUUGGCGCGAAAUAACGGAACACGUUGACGUUUUUACUUCGCAUUAUAUUAAUUAAGGCCUGAAAGUUUAGCUUUAAAAACUUUAAUUUUCCUUUCUUAACUCUUUACUUUUUAACUUCCAAAGCUGAACAGGUUCGGUUGUGCAUGAAUGAGGAGACCCUGAAGACCCUCGUGCCCCCUGCUGGCGUUCUCGCUAAUCUUCUUCACAAGGUAUACGAAAACUUGACUUGAUAAAAGCACUGAAGUUCGGAUAAUUCACGAAGUGUCUACCGAAGCGCGACGUGUACAAGAAGCCGUUAAUGCUGAAACAGUUGGCGAGGCAUCUAGCACCCCAACAGUUGAUAAAAAGAGGUGAGAACCUAUUUACACUUCCAAAGGGCCAGUGACUGUCACAAACAUCAUUUCAUUUUAUCUGAAAACGGCAAGGGGAGUAGAAGGGGAGGGAUUUGCAAAUUUUGUGCAUGUGGUCCUAUAUUGUAAGCUUUUUUUCCUGCAAUCCGGUCAAUUAUGGAAAAUCCAAACUAUAACAAAAGAGACAAUAUUAUAUAUAGGGAAUUUACUAGCAAUGAGAAGCUUGCAACAUAGACAAGUUAAUACUGACAUAUUUCUUAGGUAGGGUGGGUGGGAAAUUAGGUUCAGUGGAAGAAAGAAGACUCAGUUACAAUGCAUUAGUCAACCUAUACGGAGCGGUUAGGAGAGAAUCCUGGGAACGAGGUUUUGGAUUAGUAAGCAAAUUCUAAACACAUCAUUACCUAUUUCAUGUUACACCUCCACAAUUUGCCAAUGUGUGCUGUCCAUAUACAAUGUAAAAGAACGUAUAAACAUUUUCAAUCAUUCACAGGAGAUACGUGUAAUGAAAAAUAUUAUUUUCAGCCAUCCUAUUCAUUUUAACCAUGAUACUUCAAUACUGUCUUUUUCGAUAAAAGUGCCUGAGACCAAAAACUGUAAGGUUCUGUUCAGUAAUACAAUAAUCGAGGCUGCAAAAAGUAUUAUUAAAAUAUGUCUGUAAGGUUCUCAAUUAUAUAUAUUCCCAAACAACUUACCUUUAUCUUUCAAUUCAUCAUGUUGUGGGUUUCCAUAGCUAUGUAAAGUUGGAUUUUCCGCUUUUAACUAGCUCCAAAGUUGAGAGGCGAGCCCGCUCAUUACUUGGAACAUGAUGAAUUGAUAGCUGGUAAUAAUUAUAGUUAUCUAAAAUUAUCAGAAAAACUUAAGAAGGAUAGAAAAACAAAAAAGAAAGAAAGGACGGAAGAAAGACUAAGAAAAAGGAAAUACACUCACAGUAAUGCUUCCAGCCCCUUUGAACAAAUUUUUAUUAUUCGCGGCAUUUUUUUUUUUUAGUUGGAAAAGAUCUGAUGAGGCAAAAAGGCGUCAGAGACGAGCUCGAAAUAAACGAAGAAGGCUUGAAAUAAAACAAAAAAAGAAAAACGCUCAUGAAGAGCUAGUUUUAGAAAAAAAAGAAAAGACAGACAACCGAAGAAAAACUGUCUUCUGUCAAAAAAAAAAAUCAAGAGAAGUUUCACCAACUGUGGCGUCAAACAGAACGUGAAAAAGAAAGAUUGCUUCAUUUGCAGAUGAAAAAUAAAACAAAGUCAAUCAAUUCUUCAGAUAGUGCUGUGGCAGUAACAAACUCAUUCCUAGAGAUUCCACGGGAACAGAAAGUACAUGUGAAUAUGGACAGUGAUUCCAAAAACUUAAUAACCCUUUGGGAAGGAAAGUUUGGAAAAGUUACACUGGACUUGCCUUUUAUCGAGAAAUGCCUGUUGCAGGGAAACAAUUCAGUGAAGGAGUCUCACAAACAGAAUUAAGUUGAGCAUGAGGCAAACAUUAUUUCCUCAUUUAAUCAGGCUAAAUCUUUCAUGCUUGUACUACAAUCCUAAUUCGUUUUUCGGCAGGAACCAUUCAACCGAUUUCUAUGAUGUUUUUGACAGUUUUUGUAAAAAUUCGGUUUUAAACAUAAGCUGAUAUCUCAAACAGUGUUAAACCUACACAAAAAUAGACAACAUUUUCUUAAAUUUGCACUAUUCUUUAUUAAGGAUGCCAAAAAUGAAAAACGCGAUUCAAAAACAUACCCAGCGUGCAUAUAAAUAGGUUCGGGCCAUCUGAAGAAUUGGAUGAACAUACAAAACUUUCCAUUUCAAUAUUUAUUGACUUUUAUUAUGCUGCAGUUGAGAAAACACAUUUAUUGAAAGUGUUCUUUUGCAUCUUUUUUCCUCUUUAUAGAAUGGUGUUGAUGCUAAUAAAGUUGCCGAGAACGGCAAGGAGGGAAUGACGCACUUCAUCAUCUUUGAGGGGCAACUGCAAGCCCCAGAUGAUAUAUACCUGAGUGGGGAAAGGAAUCUCCCUCUAAAGGUUAAUCGAGGACAUACCAGCGCCUUGCUCACUCUAAUAUAUGUUGUGUGUAAUAUAGAAUAUCCGGAAGAAUGCAGACACUCGUAUUCAUUUGUCCCAGAGAGACGUUUUGAAUGGACAAUGUUAAUAUACCGACUAAGGUAUUACAGCUCAUGAAUGAACUGAAUCAGUUCCAAGCUCGUAAUUAAAGCAAACUAAAAUUAAAUCUACACGACUUGUUGUGUAAUCUGCCUUUCACAUCAAUAGAUAAGCCGAACGACGACAACGACGGUGGCAAAAACGUUUCUUAAAAAGAAGAUCCACGUUGUUUCAAAUUUUAUCUCUCCGGCUUCUAUAGUUCUGUAUAGGACUAUAUUAAUAUUUGAAUUUUUAAUAAAAGGUUACAUGAGAAAAUCGUUCUCUCAUGCAGUGUGCUCUCAUCCUCCGCAAAACUAAAAAGUCUUAGAAAAGAAAGACCUACGGUGUACAGCCCUCUUAGUUUUUAACACUUGUUUUAAUUCGUGCUGUUUUACUGAAUUCUGAAGAGAACAAAGUUUUUAUUACUAUCAGGGUAAAGCAAUUAAAUGGGAGUAAAUUUACAGGUUGUUGUCGUAGCUGUUACUUUGUCUACUUUUAAGACUUCUUCAUGAGUUACAAAUAGUGUUGGCUCAGCACUCAAACGGUGUGUUAUAACACAAUUGGAAGUGUUGAUCUACACUAAUACAGUGUAAAAUUCCCAGUAGUGUAAAUUUACCUGACUUUGGUGUGCACACAGCUGCAAUGGGUUUUACACAUAUUCAGUGUCAUCAUUACUCUUUUUUAGUGUAACAAAAACACCAGAACAGUGUAAAGGAGACAUAUUUUUGGUGUAUUUUAACACCAAAAUUGGUUUACGUUAACCCAAUUUUGGUGUUACUAAACACCAAUAUAGAGAAAAUAUACGCCAGGUCAGUGUUGCUGUAACACUGCAAAGGUGUUUUUAAACGCAUUCAGGAUCGUAUGUAGGUCAUAUUUACACCAUUUUGGUGUAAAUAUACACGACAGUAGUGUUAACUGAACACGUAUUUGGUGUUCACACAGCUGCAAAAAUUUACACUUUUUUGGUGUUACCAUAACACCUCGAUUUUGCUGUGUAUGUUCUAAUCAUUCCGUGUCGCCAAGCGAUAAUUUACUCUUUUUUGUCCACGAUCUUCAGGGAGGUGUUGAUAAGCACCCAUGUAAAGGUGACCUUACCAAUACCUGUUUGCAAGUUCUAGAGCGACAUUAUAACCAAGUCGGACUUGAGAUAAAACAAGGCCGUAAGCUAGAAUGGAGCAGUUUAGAAACUGCCGAUACGCUUGCCAGGGAAUUUGGUAUAACAUGUCCGCCGAUUAAAGUUUGA
Messenger RNA from Porites lobata, 6169 nucleotides. The record is from the annotation of a GenBank genome assembly. Lineage: Eukaryota; Metazoa; Cnidaria; Anthozoa; Scleractinia; Poritidae.